ACUCUGUAAAAAUGAUUUAUAAUUUUAAAAACCAAAUAAUUUUAAUACAAUAAAAUUCAGAACAUCGGUUUAUCAGUGUGUAAAAUUUACUGCUCUUUGAAUGGAGUAAUGAGCUCGGCCCCUGUAAGGGGCAUAGUGCCCCAACGUCAAAGGCGCCACCACCGCCAUCAUAUAAAGCACCAGCGACGUUACAAUACUACCCAUAAUAAAAAUGAGACAAAAACACAAUCUAUUAAAAAUAAUUUAGGAAAUAAUGAAUGCACGAAAAAAGAAGAAAUUUAUGGUAAGCGUCCCAAAGUGAAUCCAAUAUUUCUGUGGGCAGCACAACGCGAACAAAGAAUAGUCGAAGUUAGAUGUGAAGAUUAUGAUAAACGAAAUCGUAUAAAAUUAACAAAAACUGCACAGGGAUGGCGUUCAAUACCUCGUACAGUAUUGACCGCAUAUCCUGUCAUGGAAUCUGUCAUAGAAAAUGAAAUCGAACAAAAUUCGGUGACAAUAACUUCAAAAAAUGAAGAGAAAGAAAAUUCAUCUAGGGAUCAGGUUGAGAUAAAACAAAUAAGAGUUGGUGAAGAUACUCGAAUCAAUAAUGAUAGUAAAGUAAAUAAAAAUAAAGAAGAAAGAGAGAGGUAUAAACAAAAAAGAAAAAAUUACACUGAACUUUCAAAAAACAAGAAAGAAAAAAUCAAUUCAGAAGCAGAAGAAUUUUCUAUUAAUGAAACAUUAGUAUCUACAAAUUGGAAAAUGAAAAAACGUAGAAAACUUGAUAAAAAUAAAAAGAGGAAAAAGUUAUAUACAGAAGAGAUUGUCAUGCGUAAAAAUAAAAUCUAUAAUCAAAAUAAAAUAAAAUUUAAGGAAGAAUCUACUAACAAAAAUGAAGAAAUCGAUGAAAUCAGAAAUACUAAGGAAUUUAAUAUAAAAGAGGAUAAAAAGUUUCAAAAAUAUAUUAGUAAUUCUGAAAAAGUUAUGACAUUAGUUGAUAAUCAUAAAAUGUAUAAUGAUUUAGAGAAACUCGAAAAUAAUCGACAUUUUCAGCCACGCGUGGUAUUGGAACAAUUGCAUUUAUCACAACUUCCUAUUAGAAUACAUCGAAGGUUAAUGACCAAGAUUGAAUCUGAAAAGAAUUAUAAGAAAAGCGAAGGAAAUAGUGAAAAUAAUGUUGAUGAAAUUGUAUUAGAUAAUGUAGAAAAUAAUAAUCAAAAUAAUAAUGAAAGUCAAAUUGAUUCAGAAAACGAGGUUAUUCUUAAUGAAGAAGAUUGGUUAGAUAUGCUAAAUAUAUUAAAUUCUGAUGAUAUUCCAAUUAAUGUUAAUAAAAAAAAAAGUUGUUUAAUUGAUAAUAGGAACCUAACUAAAAGUUCAAAAACACUUGAUACAGCUAUAUUGUUAACUAACCAAAUAAACGAUAGUAACAUUAAUUUAUUAUCAAAGGAAUGUGAAAAAAAUCAACAUGAAUUAACAGCAAUAGAAAAAAAAAUUAAAUUUGAACGAAAUAAUAUUAAACAUCGUAUUGGAAGUAAAAGUUUAAACGAAACAAUUCAAAGAUUGGAAAAAUCAAUAAAUAAUCAUAAAAAAAUUAAAAGUGUAUCUGAUAUUUUAAUCACUUCUGAAUAUGGACUUAAUAAACAAAAAUUAAAUAAAAUUAAGUAUACACCUUAUGAUGAUGCUUCUCAUCAGCAAAGUAGAAUAGGUUUCUGUAAUUCUACAUCAAUAUCAUUAAUUGAUAAAAUUCAAGAAAUAAACGCAGAAAAUGACAUACUAGAAAGUUCAAAAAUUUUACGUAUUUUAAAAAAUACACCAGGUUUAUCAGUAUCAUUAGCUGUAAGUGGCAGAAAACAUACUAAUUUUAUAAACACAAUUUCGUCUGGAACCAAAUUUUUGCCUUCUAAUAGAACACCAGAUUCUAAAACUAAUGUUACUGAGGAAAUAAAAUCACUUCCAGGAAUUUCUAUUGUAAUUCCAACCUAUUCAAGUAAAUCAAAACAAAAAUCAUCAAUUUUAAAAAAUAGAGUAGAUUUGCCUAAAAGUACAUUAAACUUUUCAAACAAUGAAAUGUGCCAUUGUGACAUAAAUAAUUGUGAAGAUGAAGAAAAUCAAGAAUACGACUCAGUUAUAGAUAAAAUUGAAAAUCAAAAUAAUUAUAAAAGGCAUAGUAUUAAAUGUACUUAUCGAAGUAAAGAUUUUCAACAUUUUUAUGAUGAUCAAGGUAAAAAUUUUUUAGUAGAUUCAACUAAAGUACCAAAUCUUAAGCCACUUAUUCAGUUAUUUUAUAAAAAUAGUGAAUCACAAACAAAUUAUUCCGAUUUGUAUCAAUAUAAAGAAAUCGAUAAUUUAGAUGAACAAAUUAUUGACGACUUUAAUUCACAAAUUUUACCACAACCUAGUAGAAUACCAUAUUUAAUGACAUCUCCGAGACAGUCUUCAGCAUAUUUAGAAAGACUUCUGCCAAGUCCUCCAUGCUCUGUAAGUUGUUCAGAAGAUGCAAAGAAUGAUUUAUCUUUUAAGGAUAUCCUUUCUUCACCAAAUAUUGAUUCAAGAAAUCAAGUUGAAGAAGAUCAAGUAACUGAUUUGAAUAAUUAUUGUGCUUUUGAAUUAAAUCCAUCUUAUAGUAUUUCUGAUGAUACAUACCUACAAAAAUCUUCCAUAACUGACAAAGUUGUUAUAAAUAAAAAAUCACAAAGACUAAUAACAACAGACAUUGUAAAUCGUUUAGAAAUGAAAAAUCACACAAAUUCAAUAAUAAAUGAUGAUGUGCAAAAUUCUUUUACAAAAGAUUGUAUUUCAUCAAAAUAUCCUUUAUCAGCUGAUUGGACUAUUAACCAAAAUAAAAUCGAUAGUAAUAAUGGAUGUUUACCAAAUAAUUCACGAUAUACAAAUCAAGAUGAAUUUAUAAGCAGAAUGAAACUCCAUGAAAUGUAUGUCAGUCCAAACAUUUUUCUAGAUCCAGCGAGUCAAUUGCGAGAAUUAAUGAAUACUUCGGGACAUUUGAUUCCAGAUCCUCUGUUAGUACCUAGAGAUUAUCUCCCCCUUUUAGCAGGUGCACCUUUGAUUGAAAUUCCAAAACUUCUGAUAACAAGACCUGAAUUGCGAUUGCCAGAGGCUCUAACAAGACCAGAAUUACUGAGAGAUCCUGAUCUUCUUGUUAUUUCUCUUACACAUUUACAACAUGUUCUUGAUUAUGGAGAAAGAUCAAUUGGAAAAGACCAUCAGUCAAAUCAAAGAUUAAUUAAUACAAUAAAUCAAAUUGCAAGUGUUCAAAAAGUAUCAGAAAGCAAAUGUGAGCAGCAAAGACCAAAACUUAUUUGUAAGCCCAUAGGUAAACUAAUGCCUAGACCAGUGGAUCUUUCAAAUAAUCAAAACUUAAAUUCUUAUCCGUCAUUAUUGAGGAUACGAAGUGGUUUAUUAAAGCAAGAAUCUGAAGUAUCCUCUACUGCAAAUUCUCCAGAUGAGUCACGAUUAUGGCAUCCGUUAUUUGGCAACCAAAAACAACGGCAACACCAAUAUCCAGGACAGAAACUUAAGCAACAUCAACAGCAAGUAUCUUGGCACAGAACAUUAGCUUCCUGACUAUCGUGAUUCCAAGUCAUUCCUUUUUUCCUUUUUACAUCAAGCAAUUCGUAAAAAGAGGUGAUUGCAGUGUCCUUACAACUAAAGCAGUAAAUUAAAAAAUUUCAUUAAACAGGAAUUGAAGCUUAUGAAGGGGUCAUUGGUCAGAACAGAAUCAUUGACUAACAAACUCUGUAGCUUACUUUGGCAGAUAACUGAAGUCAAGCUACUGGAAAAGAAGUGUCAAUAAUCAUUGGGAAUAGAGUCAAAUAAAUUGCGGAAAUAGUGAAUUAUAAAAGAACAGACACAUGUUUUUUUAACAAUUUUCAUUGAAAAAAAGAGAGAAAAUUAAAGCAGAUGCUUGCAAUUGAUACAAAUCCAUUACGUGAAAAGAAAUCGUUUGAUUAAUGGUCAGGCUUUGAAAAUUG
Messenger RNA from Ceratosolen solmsi marchali, 3968 nucleotides. Its product is annotated as protein PF14_0175. The transcript has 2 exons. The record is from RefSeq and is a predicted model, not a curated record. Lineage: Eukaryota; Metazoa; Arthropoda; Insecta; Hymenoptera; Agaonidae. Bases 109 to 3561 code for a protein of 1150 amino acids.